GAUAUUUGAUGUUUGAAACUCAUCGAGACCUCAAGGGAACAGCCUGGUCGAAAGAAACCAUCCAUUCGGUGGUCAGCAAUCUGAACUCCCGUGGCUUUGAUUGCUACUGGGCUGGCGGCAACGGCAACCUCGCCAGCAUCACCUGGUGCUAUCACACGUCCUUCGAGAAGGUGGGCUGGGGGAACAUCGCCUGUGUGAAACGAGGCGAUGUGUGGUGGCAGGUUAUGGAGAGCUUCGACCCAAACGCUCGCUUCACCAUGUCGCGAGCCAAGCCCCUGGAAGCUCCGACCGAGGAACCGAUGCCCAAGGUGCAGCCAGAGGAGACCACACCGGAGCCUUUCAAUGCGACGGUCAUUGACAGCAAAGCCAUCAACGCAAUGGUGGCGGAAGGCGCCUUUGUCCAACUGCCGGGUGUCCAGAAACGUUGCGCCGAUCCGCGGAACCGGCGCAUCAAGGGAUGCAAAUAUCCACGGGAACGUUGCAAGCUCUCCUAUUGGCACGUCCUUGGUGAGCAGGGCACCAGCUGCCCUGGCACAUCCUGGCUGGAAGAUUUGGUACAAGCGGAUCCCGAUCCCCACAAGGUCAUCGUGAACAUCGGCUGCAACAGCGGCCAGGACUCCAUCGCAUGGCUUCAGCGUUUUGAUCAAAAUCACUUCUGGAACCGGAGGAAGUGGUCCGACGUGCUGCCAGAAUACAAAUCGCCUUGCCGUUUGGAAGCGCACAUCCGGAAGCCGCCGAGGUACAAUUCUUCUGCCACCCCCAUGGCCUUUUGCGUCGACGCCAUGCCCUUCACCGUCCAUGUACUGAAGGAGACACGUCAUCGAGCCAAGUACGAUCCCAAAGACACGGAGAGUGUUGGCAAGUUGAAGAUCCUACAACGAGCAAUCACGGACGUCGCCGGUGCCGGCACCACGAUGGAGUUCCUCAACGCCCCGGUGGGGCACGGUGCAGCGGAGGCGAGAAUUCGGGUGCCGGCUGCCACGGUGGAUGGUCUCGUCGAGACCUUGCACCUUUCCAAAGUGGAUGUUCUCAUCGUGAGUACCGACGGCUCAGACCCGGCUGUUCUUCGCGGGGCACAGAAUACCUUGAGAUCAGUGCGAUAUCUGAUGUUCGAAACCCAUCGCGACCUCCAAAGCACCGACUGGUCCAACCACACGGUCUUCAGUGUUGUGAACGAGCUCAACAACUUUGGUUUCGACUGCUAUUGGGCCGGAAACAACGGAAACCUGUCGAGCAUCACCUCAUGUUACCAAUCCUUCUUUGAGAAAUUGGGAUGGGGCAACAUUGCCUGCGUGAAAAGAGACGACGUGUGGUGGCAAGUUCUUGAGAAACACGAUCCCAACACCUUGGCCUUUGUGACAGCUUGAGGUGAAAAGAGACUGCGUUUGGUGGCAAGUUCUUGAGAAACACGAUCCCAACACCUUGGCCUUUGUGACAGCUUGAGGCUGAGCUCGGCCAUGUUUCAGCCAUCCUUCCCACCUGCGCUUUUGCGACCAGGAGGUCGCGCGUGGGAUGCUUUGGCGCCCAUACCUCCCCUGCGCCUUGG
This is a messenger RNA of Cladocopium goreaui, 1546 nucleotides long. NCBI's taxonomy places the organism in Eukaryota, Dinophyceae, Suessiales, Symbiodiniaceae. The record is from the annotation of a GenBank genome assembly.